UCAAACUGUAAACCCCGUCCCGCUCACGCUCCUCUCUCUCCCUCUCUCUCCCUUAUAUCAACACACUCUCUCUCUCUCUCUCACACUCACUGUCACUUCUACACAAUUCUCUGUCCGAAGCUAGCCUCCAUAUUUCCUCUGAUUCUUCUUCUUCCCCCGAGCUCUUCAAACCUUCACCGGAGAAGGUGCCGGAGCUUCCACCAACAGAGUUCAAUGAACAAGAAUUCUUUCUGAAUUCACUCAUUGCUCUUCUACAAGGUAGGCAAAGAUGAAUAAAGAAAAUACAAAUGCUGCCAAAGUUGGAGAGCCUACCGUCCGAAUCACAAGGGCACGGGCUAAAGCCUUUGGCACUUCCGGGGAGGUAGUCUCCUCCUCAAGACCUUUCUUUAAACAAGAUCAGAAGCAUGGUGUUCGAGCAAAUUCCAAAAGAGCAGCAUCAGACGAGAACAAAGGAUCUGCAAUUGCCACCAUUGGCUUGCAGCAUAAAAGGAGGGCAGUUCUUAAAGAUGUAGCAAACGUCAUCUGUGAAAAUUCAUAUGUGAAAUGCACCACUGAUGCCUCUCAGGUUCAGGCUAGUAAGCAGGCCAGAAGAGGUCUUGCAAAGAAUGUAAAGGCAGCCUCAAAUGUCUCGGAAGAAAGUACAAUCGUUCAAGAGGACGCAAAAGCAAAGUUAGCUGAUGAAUUAUCCAAAAUAAGGGUGGCAGAACCCCUAGAAGCCACUUUGCCAGUGAAGUUGGGAGAAAAAGAGCCAGUACCCCAGGGUAUGUGUCAUAUCUUGGGACAACAUAGAGGAGCAGAUUUGAUGCUUAGAAUACAGCCUUCCGCAGAACCUGCUGAACUUCAGAACCCCCAAAAGAAAGAAGAAAAUAUGGUCUGGGAGAUAUCGGGAUCCUCAAAUGACCUGGACAUCGUGGAUAUUGACUCAAACUUAAAGGAUCCUCAAGCGUGCAGCUUGUAUGCCCCUGAUAUAUACAGUAAUAUAAGCCUUAUAGAGGUGGAGCGAAGACCGUCAACUACUUAUAUGGAAACAUUGCAGCAAGAUAUCACUCCAAGCAUGCGAGGAAUUUUGAUUGAUUGGCUUGUAGAGGUUUCCGAAGAAUAUAAGCUGGUUCCAGAUACACUUUACCUCACAGUAAAUCUCAUUGAUCGGUUUCUCUCUCACAAUUAUGUUGAAAAGCAAAGGCUCCAGCUGCUUGGAGUCACUUGCACGUUAAUUGCCUCGAAGUAUGAAGAAAUAUGUGCACCGCGAGUGGAAGAAUUUUGCUUCAUCACGGACAAUACUUACUCAAGAGACGAGGUAUUAGAAAUGGAGAGUAAAGUUCUAAAUUUCUUGCACUUCCAGUUAUCUGUUCCCACCACAAAAACAUUUCUUAGGAGGUUCAUUCAUGCAGCACAAGCUUCUUAUAAGGUUCCUUGUGUUGAACUGGAGUUAUUGGCAAAUUAUUUAGCAGAGUUGACUCUUGCUGAAUAUGGUUUCCUGAAGUUCCUACCUUCCCUCAUUGCCGCCUCUGCUGUAUUCCUUGCCAGAUGGACACUCGAUCAGUCUGACCAUCCAUGGAAUCCUACUUUAGAGCGCUAUACCUCUUACAAAACAUCAGAGCUCAAAACUACAGUUGUUGCACUGGAAGAUUUGCAACUGAACACCAAGGGCUGUCCGCUAAAUGCGAUACGUGAGAAGUACAGACACCAGAAGUUCAAGUCUGUGGCUACUUUGACCUCCAAACAACGGGUGAUUCGCACUUUCCAAGAUCAAUAAUCGCUGAUUAUUCUUUAAGACUUGGAUCUGCCUAUUUAUCAGUUGGGGAAGCUCUCUGCAUUCUGGAACUUUGAGGGACAUCCAGAGCUCCAACAUGAAAGUUCAUUGACUUUCCAUACCCUAACUUUGUUGUCUGUUCGUCUGUUGGUCCUUCGUUGUUGAAUGUUGAAUGUUAUCUCAUUCUGGUGCUUCCAGAUUUGUCUUUGUAACCUAAUUUUUUUUAGAUCAAACACGUUUUGCCUCUUGGCAAAAUAAUGUAUCAAAACUUCUCAGCACUUAGGAAGUUUUAAGAGUGACUGCGAUGGGUUGCAGGCUCCAAAUAGGAAUUGCAGCUCCUUGAUCAUUAUGUAUCCAAAAACAUCAUAUAUGAAGAAGAAAAAAAAGAAA
Messenger RNA from Prunus avium (sweet cherry), 2143 nucleotides. RefSeq names its product cyclin-A2-1-like. Gene Ontology annotation, molecular function: cyclin-dependent protein serine/threonine kinase regulator activity. Gene Ontology annotation, biological process: mitotic cell cycle phase transition. The record is from RefSeq and is a predicted model, not a curated record. Lineage: Eukaryota; Viridiplantae; Streptophyta; Magnoliopsida; Rosales; Rosaceae.